UUUAUUUGCAAGAGAGUCAAAUUUAAUUCAAGCAAAUCCAUAGUUGGAAAGGGGAAGCUUUAACCACAUUCUGUUAAGGCCAGUUGGUUUUACGAGAUACCACAUCUUUUAACAAAACUUUCCUUUCUAAAACAAUCUCUGAACCAACCAAAUCCCGACUGAAAUUCAGACCUCAUCCAUACAUACAUCCAUAACUUUCAUUUUCUCUCUCCUCAUUCUCUUUCACAAACAUGGCUACUUCUUCACUACCCAAACUACCCCUCACUUCAUCUUCAUCAUCAUCAAACUCCUUUAAACCUCCCACAAACCCAUCAAUGUUACAAUUACAUACCCAAAAACAAGAACAAGGAAAAUCACUAAUAAGAAGAGAUUUGUUGUUAAAGGGUGUCUCUUUUUCUCUCCUUCAUUUUGUACUAAAAUCCCCUCCUCCUUCACAAGCUAGAGAUGUAGAUGUAGGAUCAUUUUUGCCGCCUUCGCCGUCUGACCCUUCCUUUGUUCUCUUCAAAGCCACUUCUAAGGACACCCCUGCCCUCCGUGCAGGGAACGUAGCGCCUUACCAAUUUGUAUUGCCACCGACAUGGAAGCAGUUGCGAAUAGCCAACAUACUGUCUGGGAAUUACUGCCAGCCAAAGUGUGCAGAACCAUGGAUUGAGGUUAAGUUUGAAGAUGAGAAACAAGGGAAGAUACAAGUUGUAGCUUCCCCUCUCAUUCGUUUAACCAACAAACCUAAUGCAACAAUCGAAGAAAUUGGCAGCCCUGAUAAACUAAUCGCUUCCCUUGGACCUUUUGUUACCGGGAACACCUUAGACCCGGAUGAGCUGAUUGAGACUUCUGUUGAGAAAGUUGGUGAUCAGACGUACUACAAAUAUGUAUUGGAGACGCCAUAUGCUCUGACAGGAACACACAAUCUCGCCAAAGCAACAGCAAAGGGAAACACAGUCGUUUUAUUCGUUGCCAGUGCAAAUGAUAAACAGUGGCAGACCUCCCAGAAAACUCUGCAAACUAUAGUAGACUCUUUUCAAGUAUAGUUUUAUGCUGGAAUCAUGUAAUGCUUCUUUCACUAUAAAUUAUAUUGUUUGAACUGUAAUACAAUGAUAUAACAGAUCAGAUUCUUGUUGUGCAGUUAA
Molecule: messenger RNA, 1127 nt
Organism: Chenopodium quinoa (quinoa)
Lineage: Eukaryota; Viridiplantae; Streptophyta; Magnoliopsida; Caryophyllales; Amaranthaceae
Product: psbP domain-containing protein 6, chloroplastic-like
Exons: 3
Coding region: 231-1028 (265 amino acids)
Source: RefSeq, a predicted model, not a curated record